AUGGACAGUGUCUCUAACAUCGAGAACUUCGUAUUGCCGCCAAAUGUUCCUUUUCAAAGAGUUCUCACACGAGAUUUCGAAUUUGCUAGCAGUUUUGAGAACAAAGUAGACAGUGAUUUACAGGAGUUGGGUAAGCUGAUACUUGACAUAACUAGCGAGUAUGUCAAUUACAUCUUGCAGAAUGACCACUUGAAGUUAGACGAGGAGUUUAUCCAACGGAAUCUCGACAGCUUCGAGCAGGUGCUUCGUAAUCGCUUCGCAUUGAUGGAAUUUAAGGAUUCUUUGCAACACUCUAAGGAUUCGAUUCGAAACAACAAUAUGAAUGUGUCAGAGUUGACCAUAGAGGCAUUACAAGAGUACCAGUCGAGUACAGAAGACCUCAAGAAUUUCGACGAUGUUGUUAUUUCCCAUUACGAAGAACGAAAACUUCUGCAGACGUCUAGCGAGUUCAAAAAGUUCUUGAAGUCAGAUAAAAACUACGCUUAUAUAAGAAGCAUAUCAUUCAUCAUUAAGAACCCCGAGGACCCGAUACCAGAACUCGAGGAGGACGACGACGAUGUAAAUAUAUCCGGAGGGAAAAUAUCGCUCAAAGACCCUCUUUCGUUGAAUUACUUUGUAGAUCCCGUAAAGUCUUCAGUCUGCAAUCACACAUAUGAAAGAGCUUUCAUUCUUACUCAUUUGAGUUCGGGCCACUCAGAGUGCCCGAUAAAUGGCUGUCGUAAUGCGGUAACAAGGAAGAAUUUGAUCAAGGAUGACAUGAUGUGCCUCAGGAUACAGGUAUUUAGUAAGAGGAAGACUAAACCUGAGUACGAAACGGCAGAAAGAAUUGAAUGA
Scheffersomyces stipitis CBS 6054 is the source of this 834-nucleotide messenger RNA. RefSeq names its product SUMO ligase (gene MMS21). The transcript has a single exon. Lineage: Eukaryota; Fungi; Ascomycota; Pichiomycetes; Serinales; Debaryomycetaceae. Gene Ontology annotation, molecular function: SUMO ligase activity; zinc ion binding; ubiquitin-protein transferase activity. Gene Ontology annotation, biological process: protein sumoylation; double-strand break repair via homologous recombination; protein ubiquitination. The record is from RefSeq and is a predicted model, not a curated record. The coding region runs from base 1 to 834 and encodes 277 amino acids. Gene Ontology annotation, cellular component: Smc5-Smc6 complex; nucleus.